Molecule: messenger RNA, 633 nt
Organism: Saprolegnia parasitica CBS 223.65
Lineage: Eukaryota; Oomycota; Saprolegniomycetes; Saprolegniales; Saprolegniaceae
Exons: 1
Coding region: 1-633 (210 amino acids)
Source: RefSeq, a predicted model, not a curated record
AUGGGCUGGGUCGCCUUCCGGAGCUCGUAUUUGGCUCACUUCAUCCGCGUCAACACGAGCCUAAUCAAGCUUGCCGACGCCUUUCGAGCCCUUCACGCCUCGGACGCCGUCUCAUGGCAGUGGCUCGUCGUCACAGGCAGUCUGGUCCCACUCGGUCUCCUCAUCGGCAUUUUCUGCCCUGCAGAGCUGGAAGCGAUUCUACUUGCUGUCUUUGUGACCCCGAUGAGCCUUGCGCUCGCAGGCGCACUUGGCGUCCCGGCGGAGUUUGAUGCGCUUUUGAGUCCUCUCCUGGCUGCGUACAUUGCGACCCACAUGCGUAUCGGGCUCUACGUCUUCUUCUGCGCUGUAUACGCACGUAUCGUGUUUGGUCUUCUGCCAUCGUCGUGGUCGACAACGCGCCAGGACGCGACUGCGCUCGUGUGCGGGGCCGGCCUUGUGUGGAUGACGGUCUUUUCCAUCGAGUCUAUCCGGUUGUAUCUGCAGGAGUCGGCGUCGGCGCUGAUCGGGGCCGGUCUCAUCCUAACAAGCAUCGCUGUUUGCUUUGAGCCCAAGAUUGUACGCGUCCUCAUCCUUGUCGGUGGGUUCGGGCCGCUAGUGCGUGAGUUCCGCGGCAUUGCCACGCAAUCCAUCUAG